AUGCCUGGCGUGGCCUGCCUGCUGCCGCUGCUGCUCUGGCUGCUGCUGCUCGCGCUGGCUGCCUUCCUUGGGGACAUCGCCCUGGAUGAGGAGGACCUGAGGGCCUUCCAGGUGCAGCAGGCUGAGGACCUCAGGCAGCGUGCAACCCACAGGUCUUCCAUCAAAACUACAACACCAGGAAACUCUUCUACCCCCAACUGCCAGAGCACCAGUGGGCAGCCACAGAGGAGAAACCGUGGGAGAUGGAGAAGCAGGUCCCGGAGCCGGCGGGCAGCCACAUCCAGACCAGAGCGUGUGUGGCCUGAUGGGGUCAUCCCCUUUGUCAUUGGGGGAAACUUCACUGGCAGUCAGAGGGCAGUCUUCCGGCAAGCCAUGAGGCACUGGGAGAAGCAUACCUGUGUCACCUUCCUGGAGCGCACUGAUGAGGACAGCUAUAUUGUAUUCACCUAUCGACCCUGCGGGUGCUGCUCCUACGUGGGUCGCCGCGGUGGAGGCCCACAGGCCAUCUCCAUCGGCAAGAACUGUGACAAGUUCGGCAUUGUUGUCCAUGAGCUGGGCCACGUCAUUGGCUUCUGGCACGAGCACACGCGGCCAGACCGGGACCGCCAUGUCUCUAUCGUGCGUGAAAACAUCCAGCCAGGGCAGGAGUAUAACUUCUUGAAGAUGGAGCUCCAGGAAGUGGAGUCCCUAGGGGAGACCUAUGAUUUUGACAGUAUCAUGCACUAUGCCCGGAACACAUUCUCCAGGGGCAUCUUCCUGGACACCAUUGUUCCCAAGUACGAGGUCAAUGGGGUGAAACCUCCCAUUGGCCAAAGGACCCGGCUCAGCAAGGGGGACAUCGCCCAGGCCCGCAAGCUCUACAAGUGCCCAGCUUGUGGAGAGACCCUACAAGACAGCACAGGCAACUUCUCUUCCCCUGAGUACCCCAAUGGCUACUCCGCCCACAUGCACUGCGUAUGGCGUAUCUCAGUCACACCUGGAGAGAAGAUCAUUCUGAACUUCACGUCCAUGGACCUGUAUCGCAGCCGCCUGUGCUGGUAUGACUACGUGGAGGUCCGAGACGGCUUCUGGAGGAAAGCACCCCUCCGAGGCCGCUUCUGCGGGGGCAAACUCCCCGAGCCUAUUGUCUCCACCGACAGCCGUCUCUGGGUCGAGUUCCGCAGCAGCAGCAACUGGGUCGGGAAGGGCUUCUUUGCCGUCUAUGAAGCCAUCUGUGGGGGAGAUGUGAAGAAGGACAAUGGCCACAUCCAGUCACCCAAUUACCCUGAUGAUUAUCGGCCCAGCAAAGUCUGCAUCUGGCGGAUCCAGGUGUCUGAGGGCUUCCACGUGGGCCUCACCUUCCAGUCCUUUGAGAUCGAGCGCCAUGACAGCUGUGCCUACGACUACCUGGAGGUGCGUGAUGGGCACAGUGAGAGCAGCACCCUCAUCGGGCGCUACUGUGGCUACGAGAAGCCGGAUGACAUCAAGAGCACUUCCAGUCGCCUCUGGCUCAAAUUCGUCUCUGACGGAUCCAUUAACAAAGCUGGCUUUGCUGUCAACUUUUUCAAAGAGGUGGACGAGUGCUCACGGCCCAACCGCGGAGGCUGCGAGCAGCGGUGCCUCAACACCUUGGGCAGCUACAAGUGCAGCUGUGACCCUGGGUAUGAGCUGGCCCCGGACAAGCGCCGCUGUGAGGCUGCCUGUGGUGGAUUCCUCACCAAGCUCAACGGAUCCAUCACCAGCCCAGGCUGGCCCAAGGAGUACCCCCCUAACAAAAACUGCAUCUGGCAAUUGGUGGCCCCUACCCAGUACCGCAUCUCCCUGCAGUUCGACUUCUUCGAGACGGAAGGCAAUGACGUGUGCAAGUAUGACUUCGUGGAAGUACGCAGUGGGCUCACGGCUGACUCCAAGCUACAUGGCAAGUUCUGUGGUUCCGAGAAGCCCGAGGUCAUCACCUCCCAGUACAACAACAUGCGUGUGGAGUUCAAGUCUGACAACACCGUCUCCAAAAAGGGCUUCAAGGCCCACUUCUUCUCAGACAAGGACGAGUGCUCCAAGGAUAACGGCGGCUGCCAGCAAGACUGCGUCAACACCUUCGGCAGCUAUGAGUGCCAGUGUCGCAGUGGCUUCGUCCUACAUGACAACAAACACGACUGCAAGGAAGCCGGCUGUGACCACAAGGUGACAUCCACCAGCGGCACCAUCACCAGCCCCAACUGGCCUGACAAAUAUCCCAGCAAGAAGGAGUGCACCUGGGCUAUCUCUAGCACCCCUGGCCACCGGGUCAAGCUGACCUUCAUGGAGAUGGAUAUCGAGUCCCAGCCUGAGUGUGCCUAUGACCACCUGGAGGUGUAUGAUGGCCGUGACGCCAAGGCCCCCGUCCUGGGCCGCUUCUGUGGGAGCAAGAAGCCUGAGCCUGUCCUGGCCACGGGCAGCCGCAUGUUCCUGCGCUUCUACUCCGACAACUCCGUCCAAAGGAAGGGCUUCCAGGCAUCCCACUCCACAGAGUGUGGAGGCCAGGUUCGGGCAGAGGUGAAGACGAAGGAUCUUUACUCCCAUGCGCAGUUUGGUGACAACAACUACCCUGGGGGGGUGGACUGCGAAUGGGUCAUCGUGGCAGAGGAAGGAUAUGGCGUGGAGCUGGUGUUCCAGACCUUCGAGGUGGAGGAAGAGACAGACUGUGGCUACGACUACAUGGAGCUCUUCGAUGGCUAUGACAGCACAGCCCCCAGACUGGGGCGCUACUGCGGCUCAGGGCCUCCUGAGGAGGUGUACUCGGCCGGAGAUUCUGUCCUGGUGAAAUUCCACUCAGAUGACACCAUCACCAAAAAAGGCUUCCACCUGCGGUUCACCAGCACCAAGUUCCAGGACACACUGCACAGCAAGAAAUGA
Molecule: messenger RNA, 2871 nt
Organism: Puma concolor (puma)
Lineage: Eukaryota; Metazoa; Chordata; Mammalia; Carnivora; Felidae
Source: RefSeq, a predicted model, not a curated record